GAGACACGUCCAGACAGAGAGAGAGAGAGAGAGAGAGACACACACACACACACACACACACAGACAGACAGACACACACACAGACAGACAGACAGAGAGACAGACAGACACACACACACAGACAGACAGACAGAAAUAGAGGCCAGGGCUGACCUGAAUGACUGAGAGGAAAUAGCGAGUGGGAUUAGCGAGGACGAGAGGACGGCGCUGACGUGUCAUGCUGCUGUGUUUACGGAAACAGAGAGAGAAGGCGUUGCUUCACAGAUCUUAUAAAACACAGGAAGGGAGAGAGAGAGAGAGAGAGAGAGAGAGAGGAGAGAGAGAGAGAGAGAGCAGUUGUGUUUACACUCGGUGACGUGUUUGGGUCGAAGCCGAAUCUGGAACUUCGGUGCACCUUUUAGGUCAAAUUUAGUUUUUAAGGCAUUGAUCGCACACUGUUCAACGGAACCCCCCAAAAACGGGUGGAGGACAUGGCAACGAUAUCACACCACGACACACGAAGGCAUUUCUACAGCGCAAAUUGUUCAGUGCUACUUUAUUUGAUGCAUAUGAUUUUUUUUUUUUCUUCUUCAACUUUAUAAAUGAUUUUUCAUUACGAUUUCUUUUCAUACAUGAUGCAAAAACAAGGAUAUUGAAAGAAAAGGAUAUAUAUUCAAAAUCAUUAGUUGCAGUAUUUAAUAUAGAUUUUUAUCCAUUAACUUAGUUUUAAAGUUCUCAUACGAUAGAUUUACACGCAUGCGAGAUCAAAGAACGCUUUAACGUGCUCGCAAUUUAAACUGCAGCGAUACCGUUUUCCUCAGUGUCACAAACGACUCGUUGAAUGAUUCCUUCUAAAUGAUUCCUUCUAAACUCCUCCUUUCAGAGAGCACACUCUGCUUCGAUUGGUCAGACGUCCGAGUCCGUCGUGAUCGGUCUACCGCUAUCGGCGAGCAGCCGAUGAAAUCCAGAGUCGGGGGUUUUUUGUUAUAAACCUACGUAGGUUAGUACAGGAAGUGAAGUCUGGAAUCACUAACGACUCGAUUCAGCUGUUCAGAAUCGAUUCCUUGUUUUAGGAGUCGAUAACCCCGUCCGUCCUGCGCUUUGAUUUUUGUAACUCUGCAGACUUUUUACAUUCACAAACAGCUACGUAUAGAACACUUACGCUACGUGUGGGGGGGUGAGGCUGGCGAGGAAACAGCUGUUUUAUUUAUAGGUGCUUUGGUGUAAGAUAACUCAUUUCACAAACAUUCCACAGUCAAAUGCAGCUUUAAACAGAUUUUUUAUUUAUUUAUUUAUUUAAAUAAAUAGUCGUUCGUGUGGACGCAUGGGGGUUUGGGAUGUUUAUACAGAAAGCAAAUGAUUUGUUGGUUUUGCAGCUUUCUGUAACGUGUGUAAACGCUGCCCUGGCUGUAACAUCUGGAUAAACAGAUAUCCAGACGUUUGGCGUGGAAGCGCCGUGCAAAACAGUGGAGGACCUGACGAGUGGCGUGGUCAUGGCUCAAGUCCUGCAGAAAAUAGACGUGGUGCACUUCAGCGACAGCUGGAUCAGCCGUAUCAAGUCUGAAGUGGGUGAUAAUUGGAGGUUAAAGAUCAGUAAUCUAAAGAAAAUAUUAAAAGGCAUUUUGGAUUACAACCACGAGGUCCUGGGACAGCAGAUUAAUGACUUCACUCUGCCUGAUGUCAAUCUGAUCGGGGAGCACUCAGACGCAGCCGAGCUCGGCCGAAUGCUGCAGCUCAUACUCGGCUGCGCUGUCAACUGUGAACAGAAACAAGAGUACAUCCAGACCAUCAUGAUGAUGGAGGAGUCCGUGCAGCAUGUCGUCAUGACGGCCAUUCAGGAGCUUAUGAGCAAAGAGACGCCAGUUUCGUCAGGAAACGACUCCUACGCUGACCUGGACAGACAGCUGAAGAAGACGGUGGAGGAGCUGAACGAUGCUCUGGCUUCUAAAGAGGAGAUCGCUCAGCGCUGCCACGAGCUGGACAUGCAGGUGGCGGCUCUACAGGAGGAGAAGAGCAGCCUACUUGCCGAGAAUCAGGUCCUGAUGGAGCGUCUCAACCAGUCUGACUCCAUCGAGGACGUGAACAGCCCGGCCGGGAGGCGGCACCUCCAGCUACAGACACAGCUGGAGCAGCUGCAGGAGGAGACGUUUAGGCUCGAGGCGGCUAAAGACGACUACCGUAUCCGCUGUGAGGAGCUGGAGAAGGAGCUCCUGGAGGUCAAAGUUCAGAACGAGGAGCUGACAUCUCUGGCUGACGAAGCUCAGUCACUCAAAGACGAAAUGGACGUCCUGAGACACUCGUCUGAUAAGGUGGCGAAGUUGGAGGCGCAGGUGGAGUCGUAUAAGAAGAAGCUGGAGGAUCUGGGGGAUCUGCGCAGGCAGGUGAAGCUGCUGGAGGAGAAGAACACCAGCUAUAUGCAGAACACCGUGACCCUGGAGGAGGAGCUACGCAAAGCUAACACGGCCCGCGCCCAGCUGGAGACCUACAAGAGACAGGUGGUCGAGCUCCAGAACCGGCUGUCCGAGGAAUCCAAGAAGGCCGACAAGAUGGAGUUUGAGAGCAAGCGACUGAAGGAGAAGGUGGAUUCGCUUCAGAAGGAGAAAGAUCGGAUGAGGACGGAGCGUGACUCUCUGAAGGAGACGAUCGAGGAGCUGCGGUGUGUUCAGGCCCAGGAGGGUCAGCUCACCUCAGUAGGUCUGGUUCCACUGGGCAGCAGCGAGGCCUCGGAUUCUCUAGCGGCGGAAAUCGUGACCCCAGAGAUCCGGGAGCGAUUGAUCCGUCUGCAGCAUGAGAACAAGAUGCUGAAGCUGAAUCAGGAGGGAUCAGACAAUGAGCAGAUCGCGCUCCUCAAGAGUCUGCUGGAGGACGCAAACGCCAGGAAGAACGAGCUGGAGACGGAGAACAGGUUGGUGAAUCAGAGGCUCUUGGCAGGUCAGAGUCAGGUGGAGGAGCUGCAGAAGAGUUUACAGGAGCAGGGUUCGAAAGCAGACGACUCGGUUCUGCUGAAGCGGAAGUGCGAGGAACAUUUAGACAAAUUGAGGGACGCAUCCACCGAGCUGCAGAAGAAGAGCGCCAUCAUCGAAGACCUGGAGCCCAAAUAUAACGCGAGUGCUCAGAGGAUCGAGGAACUGGAGGAGGCUCUGAAGAAGAAAGACGACGAGAUGAAGCAGAUGGAAGAGAGAUAUAAGAAAUAUCUGGAGAAAGCAAAGAGUGUCAUUCGGACUUUGGACCCCAAACAGAACCAGGGUUCGGCUCCUGAGGUUCAGGCGCUGAAGAACCAGCUACAAGAGAAGGAGAGGAUGCUGCACUCACUGGAGAAAGAGUACGACAAGGCGAAGUCUCAGCGAGACCACGAGGAGAAACUGAUCGUGUCUGCCUGGUACAACAUGGGCAUGGCUCUCCAGAAGAAAGCAGCGGAGGACCGUUUAGCCAGCACGGGAUCGGGUCAGUCGUUCCUGGCGCGUCAGAGGCAGGCCACCAGCACGCGGCGCUCGUAUCCAGGCCACGUGCAGCCCGCCACAGCCAGUGAUGUAAAGGCAUGAGCGGGCAGUCGAGGCGGCGCGGCUGCAUGAUGGCGCUGCUUGCAUGACCGAUUUUGCUCUUGAAUAACACCAACACACACUAACACCUCCGGCUCGGGGUCCGCGGUCCGCUUUCUUUCGCCUCCAGGCCGGUUUCAUCAGCAUGCUCCUGUUGCGUUUGCAACAGUCACAGGCUGUCUGUGGGCGGGGCCUGAAGGUCACCGCAGAGCGACGAUGUAUGAAUACGACGCAGGCGGGAAAACUGUCUCUGGGUCCAAAAACUUUUUAUUAAGUCCUUUUUUUGUUUUGUUUUGUUUUGUUUUGUUUUUGGUUUUUUUUUUUGCAUAUUUAUUACAGUUUGUUUUUCUUUCUUUUUCUUUUUUUUUUUUUAUGUUUGAUCCUUCUUAAUUCUGAACAAAGUGUUAUUUUUUUAAUAAUAUGACCCACAAAUUGUGAGCCUCUGCGCGGCGUCGGCGUUCGUAGCACUGGAGUUUGAAGUCGUAUCAUAACGCACGGCGUCACGGCUUUGCGGAAACGUCCUACAAGUUACACUACGUUUCUCUUCUGCCUGAUGGGAGACAGUAUUAGGAGGUCAAAGGUCAAAAGAAAGUCAUUUAAGGAGUUUCCAAGUGAAACAAAGCGUAUAGCUGAUCGAUGUGCAUAUUAGAGACCUAGCACCAGGAAGUGCAGUACUGAAACCACAGGAGACGAGUAUUUAUUCACAAAGGUCAUUUCAAGGUCUUUUUCCUUAACAUACGUGACUCUAGAAUAUCAGUCCCCCCCCCCCCCCCCCCCCCCCCCCCCAAAUCAGACCUGCUUAAGAAUUCUUUGUUAAAUAAAUAAGUCGAAUAGAUCAAGCAUCAAGCUUAGGCUCAAGAGAAAUGACUACAAGGUGUGUGGAAUACAUGGGGGGGGAGUACAGUUACAGCCUAUGCUAUUUAUUUAUUUAUUUAUUUAUUUAUUUAUUUAAUCAUCUCCUGACCAAUCAGAUUCCAAGUUAUGUGGCCAAGCAAUAAUAAUAAUAAUUUUUUUUUUUUUUUUAAAAACAAGAACAACAACAUGGAGGACAAAGUGUGUGUCGCCAAAUAAAUGACCACUAUUAGUGAGAGAAUAUAUGGAGAUUUAAUUAAUAAAUAAAUAAAUAAAUAAAUAAAAGCAUUUCCAACGUUGCAGUUUAACACAGAAUAUCAACUCGUGUACGUUUGGGACGUCCUACCUUUCCGCCUCUGGAACUACAACGAAGGCAAACGAAGACCUCAUCGUCUCCAGAGUUAACCCUGAAUCCAUCUUUAUUUCAUCUGUUACUGCUCAUGACGCACCUCGAGCUGGAGCGUGAACGCAGCAUGGACAAAGCUAGCAGAGAAAACCGCUUCGCUAACUUAGCUAGAUGAGGAACCGUCGAGUCUUAACUCUGUGUCGUAUCGUAAAAUCGGUUUACGUCACGUAAAGGACAAAGACGGAGGACCGUCAGUAUGACGUCACCAGCGCUCUAGGUCUCUAAUAUGUGCGUCUGUGCUACAGAAAGCUCAUUUGUGCAACCGACGGUGUUGCAGAUGAUCGAUAAGGGGCGUGUCCUGUAUUACAAAGCGUUUUUACCUCAGAUCGAACGACGACUCUGUGGACUAAUACGGUAAACGUCUUGCCGUUUAUUAGUCCUUAAACGUUCUCCGCUGCUUCUCUUUUUUUUUUUCUUUUCUUCUUCUCAGCUGUUACACGUCAUGAUGUCCAUGUUAUGCAAUACGUCACCAUUUUGUACCGUUACAUGAUUUCUUUUUGUUUUUGGCGCUUUUUAAAAAAAAUAUAUAUAUAUAAUAUCUGUAUUUAGUGUAAGAUUUGUAAGGGCGUUUGCGAGUUGAUGAAUGCACAAAGUGUGAAGUAACUAGACAACAGUGUUAGCGUAGCUUAUUUAAAAACGAAAUGGGGGGGGAAAAAAAAGAACUAUUCACAUUCACAACCGUCCAUUAGGAGAGGAUCUGCUCCUCGGUUUAACAAAGUUUUUGGUUCAAAUUUCUCGAGUAUUUUGGUUGAUGUGGAAUUUUUUUUUUUUUUUUACAUUUUUUUUUUUUUUUUUUAAUGCAUAGGAAGAUGUUACGUCUAGUCGAAGUAGCAAAUAAUCUUUCCAUUUGCCAAGUUUUAUAUCGCUUGUAUACAGUAUGUAAAUACGCUCUGUGUAAGACAGUGGAGGAAGUUCCUGCUCAUUAGUUUAUAUAUAUAUAUAUAUAUAAAUAUAUAUUUUAAAAGAAAAUUAAGGAGAGGCUUUUGAUUUUAGAUGAAUUAUACGGCGUGAUUCAGUUUGAAGUUCGAGGGGAAAAUUGUGCUUCCUACGCUGAAAAAAAAAUGUACAGUUGGUAAUCAAGUUGUAAAUAAAGCUUGUAUAAAACUC
Molecule: messenger RNA, 5883 nt
Organism: Ictalurus punctatus (channel catfish)
Lineage: Eukaryota; Metazoa; Chordata; Actinopteri; Siluriformes; Ictaluridae
Gene: hook3
Product: hook microtubule-tethering protein 3
Exons: 23
Coding region: 1473-3521 (682 amino acids)
Biological process (GO): cytoskeleton-dependent intracellular transport; cytoplasmic microtubule organization
Cellular component (GO): centrosome; cytoplasm
Molecular function (GO): microtubule binding; dynein light intermediate chain binding
Source: RefSeq, a predicted model, not a curated record